Molecule: messenger RNA, 2265 nt
Organism: Liolophura sinensis
Lineage: Eukaryota; Metazoa; Mollusca; Polyplacophora; Chitonida; Chitonidae
Product: prefoldin subunit 3-like
Exons: 6
Coding region: 3-581 (192 amino acids)
Biological process (GO): protein folding; microtubule-based process; tubulin complex assembly
Cellular component (GO): prefoldin complex; cytoplasm
Molecular function (GO): tubulin binding
Source: RefSeq, a predicted model, not a curated record
UCAUGGCGACUGAAAAUUCAUCGAAGUCAGCAAGCGCUGAGAAGUCUGCGACAGGAAUGCCGAAAGCUGUCUUUGUGGAAGAUGUGGAUGCUUUCAUGAAACAGAGUGAGAAUAAUGAGUCUACAGAAGGUGUUUUGAAGAGACUGGAUGAGCAGCACAGUAAAUACAAGUUCAUGGAGUACAACCUCAACACGAAGAAGUCCAGGUUAAAAACUCAGCUGCCAGACAUAAAAACUUCAUUAGAUAUUGUUAAACAUCUUCAAAGCAAGAAGGACUCGACAGAGCCAUUAGAGACUAGGUUUCUAUUGUCAGACCAGCUGUAUGCUAAGGCUAGGAUACCUCCCACAGAAAAAGUCUGUCUCUGGCUUGGGGCCAAUGUGAUGUUGGAAUACAAUUUAGAUGAUGCAGAAAAAUUGUUAGAGAAAAAUUACGAUGCAGCGAGUAGAAGUUUAGCUCAGGUAGAAGAUGACCUGGGCUUCAUACGAGAUCAAACCACCACGCUAGAAGUCAAUAUGGCACGUGUAUAUAAUUGGGACGUGAAACGGAGGCAAGCUGCCCAACAAGCCACCUCAGCAUCCUAGUGUUCACACCUCUUCAGCAACAAGACACAUGCUUGUCCCUUCACCAGGCAUCAUAUCUACCUGACCCCUGGGCUAUCUGGAUUAACCAUGCCCUGCUAUAUUCUCUUUCUUCUGGUUGGGUGGGGGCACAGGUCACACAGCAGUGAAGAAUGAAUUGUCAUUGGUAUUUAAUAGCACAACUGAGUGAGGCUACUUAGUUGGUUUCAAAGAUUCUUGGUUUCAAACAUGUUCCAACAGAAAGUAAAUUCAUGUUAGUUUCAGAGGAUUCUCACAGGUCCUUCAGAUUGUUAAAAAGUCCUUGAUUUUCAAGGACCUACACAGAACUUCAAAACUCAUUGUUUUGAAAUGUCAGAUUUUCUCAAUUUUCUUUAACAAAGUGGUUCAAAAAAAAAAAUAAUAAUAAAAACAAUUUGGGCCUGCCCGUUGGUAUGUAGUCAGGCUCUUGGUACAGUCAUAAGAGAAUGUGAGUUUCUCCAGCACAUUGUCUGGAUUGAACAAGAUACUGUUUAAAGUGGUCAGUUAGAAAAUAUCCUUCUUACCUGUGGGAAUCCUGUAUGCAGUCUUAGUCCUAGUCUUAGGCAGUCAACUUGUCAGGUAAAACAUUUAACCAACAGUUCUGGUGUUAAGUUAGAAUUAUUUUGAUUGGCUUUGGGACUAUAGUUUGAUCCUGAUUUUUUUUCCCAAACUUUACCAAAACCAGAAUUUGUAAUUAGUUAAUCAACAAUGAAUUAUUGUACUGAAAACAAAUACAUUGUAUACGUACAUGUAAGGCUAGUAUUCAUUGUAAGUGCUAAAUGUUGAGUGAAGGUUAUGCUAUUUGUAAGGUGAAAGGGGAGGUAAUUACUGCGCAACUGUUUGUACAGCUGGCCACCAGUUAUGUCUUUGUGUUUCCUACCUUCCUGUAGCCAAUUCCAAACUGUGUUUAUGUGUGAAAAAAAGACUUGUGCUGAACUGUCUGCCUCCCUGAAGGAAUGGCAUGUUACAGAGUACGCUGUGCCCUGUUCAACAUAGUCAGAGUCCAUGAUGAAGAUUCCACUCGUGUGUAAUCCAUAACGAAGAUUCCACUGGUGUGUAAUCCAUGAUGAAGAUUCCACUGGUGUGUAAUCCAUGAUGAAGAUUCCACUCGUGUGUAAUCCAUGACGAAGAUUCCGCUCGUGUGUAAUCCAUGAUGAAGAUUCCACUCGUGUGUAAUCCAUGAUGAAGAUUCCACUGGUGUGUAAUCCAUGAUGAAGAUUCCACUCGUGUGUAAUCCAUGAUGAAGAACCUCAGACAAAUUUGAUCAGAAUGCAUGUAAUUACACUUGACUACUUGGCAUAUGUACAUGCUUGAACGUGAACAAGUAAAUUUAAUGUAAAUAUAAAUGUUUAAGACUCUGGCUAUGUUGAUGCUGAUCUUAAAUUCUAGUUGGCAAUCACUUACUUAUUAAAAGUGCUACUCAGAAGAAAGGUGCCAAAAGUUGAAGUUGCUGAACUCUUCUGUUUUUUUUGUUUUUUUUUUUUCUUAAGCUUGUAUGCUUAUGUCCUUUACAUUGAUUCAGUUCAUUCACUAUUUUCUGUUACCUUAUAUUCCUGAAACAAGACUAUUAUUUUGAUAUCAGUAUUUACACGUAUCGUAAGCAUGAUGCGGAGAAAGAUGUUAACUUCUCGCUUCUCCUGAUUUGCUGCCUUUUUCAUGGAAGUACAGU